Molecule: messenger RNA, 4742 nt
Organism: Wyeomyia smithii (pitcher-plant mosquito)
Lineage: Eukaryota; Metazoa; Arthropoda; Insecta; Diptera; Culicidae
Product: 3'-5' RNA helicase YTHDC2-like
Exons: 6
Coding region: 169-4140 (1323 amino acids)
Cellular component (GO): intracellular anatomical structure
Molecular function (GO): RNA binding; ATP binding; protein binding
Source: RefSeq, a predicted model, not a curated record
UUGACAGCAGAGCUAGAAAAAUUUGGUGGGCUCUUCAGUAGUGAAAAGGUGGAAAAAUCGUCAUCUGCGUAAUAAAUGUUAUUUUUUUGAAUUGUUUCCACUCCGGGGCGGAUUUUUUUCCAACCACUGUUUGCGCAAUACAACCCCGGUCCAGCUGAGUGCUCCAACAUGGCCGGCCGAGCUGGUUCAGCCAAAGGCAGAGGAGAAACGGGAGGGGCUACAAAAACCAACAACGUAAACAUCGAGGAGGACGUCCGCAUCGCGAUUCACUACAUGAUCGACAAGUUCGUGCAGGACGAGAAGCUGAAUGAGUUCGAUUUUCCUGCCUCGUUUACCCGGGAGCACCGGGCGUACAUUCACGAUUACGUCAAAAAUAAAUCGCUCAAGUCGCGAUCCCACGGGAAAGGCAAUCUACGUUACCUGACGAUCUACAAAUCGAACAUUCUGUCACUCAUCCACGACGAUGCCAGUCUGAACAUGAGCGAGAACUCCAGCAAAAUGAUCCAGAUGCUGCUGCACAAGCAGGGCGGUUUUCAGAAGGAAAUUGCCGAAUCACACGCCAGGCGAAAGAUAUUCCCCUGUCUGACGGCAUACAGUUUGAACCUGGGCUCACCGAACAAUUCCGUCAAGUGCAUCCCGCCACCGUCGAAUUCGAGCAUGCAGGUCAUCCAGGAGCGGCUCCGACUGCCGAUCGCACCCUUCCGAGAGGCGAUCCUUAACUGUCUCAACCAGAACCAGGUUAUGAUUCUGUCCGGCAGUACCGGCUCUGGUAAGACCACCCAAAUUCCGCAAUACAUUCUGGAAUCGAGCACACAGCGCGGCGAAUCGUGUCGGAUAAUCUGUACGCAACCGAGGCGUCUAUCUGCCAUCACCGUUGCCGAUCGGGUUAGUUUCGAGCGUAACGAACCCGUCGGACAGACCGUUGGUUAUCAAAUACGGUUGGAGAGUCGACUGAGCCCGGUUACCAACUUAAUUUUCUGCACGAAUGGGGUUCUUUUACGUUGUCUGAUGGGCAAAAACGCCAACAGUAUCCUUAAUGAUGUCACCCACAUAAUCGUGGAUGAAGUGCACGAGCGAGAUCAGUACUCGGACUUUUUGCUGAUCUCGCUCAAGGAAAAGGUCCUACAGCAUACGAACAUAAAGAUCAUUCUGAUGUCGGCUACCAUCGAGUCGAACACGUUUUCGCGCUACUUCAACAACAGCCCGCUGAUCGAAAUUCCUGGCAGGCUGUUUCCCAUCGAAAACUAUUACCUGGAGGAUGUGCUGUUCCGGGUGGACAGCUACAAUGCAAAGAUUAACGACGUUAAGCGACAAUUUAAGAGCACACCGGAUUUCGCCAGAGCGAUGUGCCAGAAUCAGCAGCGCCUGGACGGAAUCAACACAGCUAACAUGGACGAUGAGACGAUUUUAUUGAUGAACGACAUCCUGGAGCUGUGCUGGAUCGAGAACAAUCCGGAAGAUUUUAAUCAUUUUUUCUACCUCGUCGAAGACGAGAAUAAUCCGAUUAAUUUCCAACACACAGAAACGAAGAUGACGGCCCUGAUGAUUGCUGCUGCCAAAGGGUACACUAACGUGGUCAAACGCCUGCUGGAUAUGGGUGCCGACCCGUCGAUAAAAGGCAAACAUAACUAUACGGCGUUGGACUGGUCGCUUAGUAUCAACGGAUACAGUGGAUGUUGUCAGCUGCUAGAAAUGGCCACUAAUCCACAGCAACAACUGCAACAGCAAGCACUACAGUUGCAAUCGCCACCGAAGCAGCUGUCGAAGGUGCUUCUCGACGUUUACCACAGCACUGUGAACGACGAAAAGAUAGAUCAUCGCUUGAUAUUGGAUAUCAUUUUGUACAUUUGCACACAGCUGGCACCGGGAGCAAUCUUGGUCUUCCUACCGGGCUAUGAUGACAUUUUAGAGCAGUACGAAACUUUGAGUGGCCGGUUGAAUGGGUCGAACAAUUUCCGGAUCUACAUGCUGCACAGUAAUAUGCAGACAAACGAUCAGAACGCCGUCUUCAAGCCAGUGGCGCCCAGCACUCGGAAGAUCAUUCUCUCGACCAACAUCGCAGAAACAUCGAUCACCAUUGACGAUGUGGUGUACGUCAUCGAUAGCGGCAAGGUGAAGCAGAAACACUACGAUUCGGUAACAUCGACGACAUCACUGACGGCAACGUGGAUUUCGCAAGCCUGUGCCACACAGCGAGCCGGUCGAGCAGGCCGAACGAAGCCCGGUAUUUGUUUCCGUCUGUUCACGAGGCAGCGGUUUGAAUCCAUGGACAAGUUUACACUUCCAGAGAUCCUGCGGGUACCGUUGACGGAAAUAUGCCUGCAAACUUCGAUCAUUGCCAGCCACACAUCGAUUCUUAACUUUUUGAGCAAAGCCAUCCAGCCACCGUCCCCGAUGAGCAUCAAGCAAAGUAUCAAACUACUGCAAAAGUUGGGCGCUCUGGACGAUGAUGAAAACCUUACGGAGCUGGGACUCAUCCUCGCAGAUCUCCCGGUGGACGCCCGCUUUGGAAAAAUCCUACUCUACGGAAUCUUUUUGAAGUGUAUCGAUCCGAUCCUCACAAUAGUUAGUGCUCUCAGCGUGAACGAUCCUUUCAUACUGCCGACGACGGCCGCUGAUAAAGAUCGGGCGGCGAAAUCGAAACGGGAUAUGGCCGAAGAUUCAUACAGUGAUUGUCUGUGUCUGUUGCGAGCGUUCCAAAAGUGGAAUGAAGUUAAACCGUCGAUGAAGGAGCGCCAGUUUUGCAAUCGUUACUUCCUCAACUCGGGCACGAUGGACACUAUCGCCAGCUUGCGGAGUAAAAUUCUCGGCCAUCUUCGUUCGGUGGGUUUGGUGAAGAGCUACGGCCCGGGUAACAUCCAGGAUCUGAACCAGCAUUCGGACAGCUGGGCUGUGGUGAAGGCUUGUUUGGUAGCCGGCUUGUAUCCCAAUGUCUGCCGAGUGGACAAGGAGAAUGCAACGAUUAAAACCAGAAUCGAGAAGAAAAUAAGCCCUCAUCCGAGCUCGGUCAUCCGGGACAAGUCUCUGAAGAAGAACAAGGAGAGCAUCUUAUCGCUUCCAUCCGAGUGGAUUGUUUUCGAGGAGAAAACCCGAGCUGGAGCGCACUGUCUGAUUAAGUGCAAUACGGUUGUGGCGCCUGUAGCGAUCGCACUGUUUUGCGGUCCGCUGUUUUUGCUGGAAGAAGAAUCGCUUAUACACUGGAAAGAUUUGGACGAGUCCAAUUCCGACAACGACGAACAUGACAUGUCCGACAAGAGUAAACUGAUUAUAGACGACUGGAUAAACUUUGCCGUGAACAGUGAUUUCGGCAUGUCCGUGUUUCACUUCCGGCAUAAACUGAGUGCACUUUUCCUGAAGUUUAUCAGCAAUCCCCGGGGCUAUCAGCCCAACGCGAACGACCUGUACCUGCUGAAUACGGUAGCCCGGCUGCUGGAGGAGGAAGAACGGCACCUCGGCUUUGCCGGUCACACAAACAUAGGCCAGAAGCCGCGACCUGUGAUACAGAACCAUUUGAACCUGAACAAUGGUGCCCAGAAUGCGUUCAACUUUUCUCCGAACGACUUCAAGCAUGGACCGAGUGGUGGCCACAGUAACAACAACAAUAACAACAAUGGCAACCACGGAGGUAAACAUCAGAACCGGCACCAGAAUCAGCAGCAUCAUCAUCAUGGUGGUGGUGGUGGCGGCGGCGUAGUUAGCGGCGGAGGUGGUGGUAGCAGUAAUAAGCAACACCAGAAUAACAAUAACCACAACAAAAAACAGGAAGGCAAAGUGAGAUAUUUCGUCGUACACGCGGCAUCGGUUGAACAGGUCCAGCAGGCGGCAGACAGCAGCGCGGAUGGGUGGAGUUUCAAUGCCUCGCUGCAACCCAAGCUGACCAAGCUGUUGAAGAAAUCUUCCAAUCUUAGCAUCAUCCUGUUUUUCCACAUAUCACAAAGCAAAUGCUUCUACGGAACAGGCAGGCUUACGCUGGUAUCGAACCAAACAAAUCUGAACAUUUUCUCUCGGAACACGGUAUCUUUCGAUACGCUAAGUAACUUUGAAAAAAGCUUCCUGCGGGGCAGAGUUUUGGAGCAAUAUCUUGACGGUGAGGAGUUGUCCCCUCUCUCGGGACAUGAGUUGUUAGAGUAUUUCAAGUAAACACUUGGCUGAAAUAUCCGAUAAAUCCGUUGCAAUGAUAUUCAGUAAGAAAAAACAAAUUCACACUUUUCCCCCUUCAUACACAUACACACAGAAACACACACACGCGAACACUCUCUUUUACACACUUACAUACAAUACAAGAUAAGAAUACAGUUUCACUGCAAAGAAACCAUAACAGAAACUUGUUCACUUACAGCAGCAUAGUUAUUACAACAGAAUAAAAGAAUUAAAGUACAGACCACGUGAUCACUUUCUCUUAUAAUCUAUAGUUUACGUAUUAUUGUAUCUUGCGUCGAAGGCGGAUAUGUAAAAACAAAGAAGAAAAAUAUUUGGUCGAAUUCAGCCGAUUCAGCUCCUGAUGAUAGCUAUGAUAGCCAGAUAACCCAUUCACGUAAAAACAAAAACCACGAUACUAUACGAUUCUAAGCUGAACCAGAAUUAACGGAACAGAGCAGAAUGCUAACAACAUUUGAUGAAUGAUGAUGAUAGCAGCCACAGAAAUGUACUAUUUAAUUUAAAUUAAAUUGUAAAAGUGAAAUAAAAACUGAAAACUUUUAAAGUUAUCAAUGUGAACAAAAUAACCAGAGUUUAAGAAACUA